Acipenser ruthenus (sterlet) is the source of this 1367-nucleotide messenger RNA. RefSeq names its product V-type proton ATPase subunit e 2. Gene Ontology annotation, cellular component: proton-transporting V-type ATPase, V0 domain. Gene Ontology annotation, molecular function: proton-transporting ATPase activity, rotational mechanism. Lineage: Eukaryota; Metazoa; Chordata; Actinopteri; Acipenseriformes; Acipenseridae. Gene Ontology annotation, biological process: proton transmembrane transport. The transcript has 4 exons. The record is from RefSeq and is a predicted model, not a curated record. Bases 125 to 370 code for a protein of 81 amino acids.
CGUGCCCAAUAAUAUACGGUGAACCUGCCUAUCAACAUUGGCUGAAGGAUACAGAAGAUAACGGAGCUGGGGUUGAGAUUUUUUUUUCAUAUUGUAAUUUUGUGUCAUUUUAUUUUUGGAGAAGAUGGUGUCUCACUCGCUGACGGUGCCAAUGAUCAUUUUCACCACUCUGUGGGGGCUGGUUGGCAUUGCAGCGCCCUGGUUCGUGCCGAAGGGACCCAAUCGAGGUGUUGUCAUCACAAUGUUGAUAACGACUGCUGUGUGCUGCUAUCUCUUCUGGCUGGUGGCGAUCCUGGCCCAGGCAAACCCUCUAUUUGGACCCCAACUGAAGAAUGAGACUAUCUGGUACCUGAGGUAUUACUGGGAGUGAGUCCCUGAAGUGUUGCGGAUUCCCCUCUGUGUCAGUGCUCUCCAUUCCAUUCAGCCAAGAUCACACUUUUAUUUCAACCUCCUUCCUGACCAACAAGCGACGAACAUUGUGGGAAAGGAAACAAACAAUGGUUUUAUUAACAUGUAAAAUGUAAAGAUGGAUAUUUAGAUUUGAUGACAUUCCUGGAGUUCUUACUUUCCAUAACGAUUCCUUGCAAUCCACUUGUAGCGGGUGAAACAUGAAAUCGAUUUAAACAUGCACAUUUUUAUUUGAUUUAUUGAUUAAUUGAUUUAUUUUAGGGUAGCUUGCCUGUGUUGAAUAUUUUACAACCUGAGCUUUUCUGUCCGAUUCGUGACCAGGGAUUCUUGUACACAUUACCCCAGAACAAAUUGUUUGUGUUUUAUUUAUUUCAAUUCAGAAAUGUCUUUUUUCCAUGUCUGUGUUGUAUUAUGCAAGAUUUGCUAGUAAAAGCGUUACUUGUUUUAGUAGUGUUCCAGGCAGAUGAUGUGAUGUGGGUUAGAUGAAACUGAACCAAUAGAUUAUGUUUCUCACUUCAGUUCUAGGCCGCACUGCCCUCCAGUCCCACUGUUCAAACCACAGAGCCACCAUGCUUUAGGAAAUGCCAAUACAUUCUUACCCUUGAACCUGUGCUUUUUGUUUUGUGUACAUUUUUAGUUCUGGAGGCAGAGUGGCUUUGUGGUUUAAGAACAUGAUUAAGAGACAGGACAGUUUAACCACAAAUGAAAAAGCAAGCCACAGUAACAUCUCAUAUCUGUGCCCCAACCCAAAUAAAAUACAAUUGCAUAUCUCUGCUGCACUGUUCUGAGGAAAGGAUUUCUUUAAAAACAUAUCUCUGGCUCGGAGGCAGUGGGGACUAAGUUUAGGUUUUAUGGCAAGUCUGCAUUACACUUUUGAACACAAUGAAGUAGCUGGUUUUGUUUUACAGUGGAAUGUGCAAAAAUGGUAAAUGUGAAAUAAAUGUAUAUAAAAAAAAAAU